AUGGUCGGUGCACCUGAAGUGUCCCGCAUGAAGCAGCCGGAUGGUACAAUGUCUGGAGUCUCGCAGUCUAUCGACGCCUGGUCAUUUGGUUGUGUGUUAUCGGUCGCCGCGACGUGGAUAGUUUUGGGAUUCCAAGGUCUUCGCCAAUACGAUCGACUUCGACAACUAUCUCCAGCGAAUAACAAGAACGGCCAGGAAUUGGACCGGUUUCACGAUGGGCUCCACGUUCUGCCAGAGAUUGGAAAAUGGCACGAUUAUCUUCGCGGACACCUCCGGCCAUCAGAUACAACGACAGAGAUGGUUCUGGCUUUGGUAGAAAACAAGCUACUACGAGCAGAACCAGUGGCACGGCACACUCUGGAAGAGCUCUGCGAGAAGCUGCAAGAGUUGAGCGACUGGGCCGAACAUAAGAUCAAAGGUCUCAGGAUACACUCGAGAGAUACAGAUCCCCUAGUCAUGAGGGCCCUCUCGAGCAUCGAAAAAGAAGCUCAGAUCCAGAGAACCUCUGAACCGAAGACCGAUUUCUUACAGCCGUCCUUCUUACAAAUCAACCCUCGGGCGCGGGCCUCGAUGCAAAUAAAAAAGGAAGAGAUGAUCAGAAACAAACCGCUUGGUCAAACAGCGCAUCGCAAGCAGAUACUGGAGAAAAAACUGGAAUCAUGUGUGAACAAAUAUGCGGACGACGAGCCACCGCUUGUGGAUGCUGCGCAUAAUGGUGCUAUCACAGAUAGCCCCACUGAUGCGACUCUUGCAGAGGGACUACAGUAUCGUGGUCGUCAGAGCAAGCCCAGGAAUCCGCGGAUCCAAGCACAUGAGCAAGGCCAGGCAGAGACAGUCCCCCACACGCCGGAUGGCGCGCGUUCGUUUUUGAAUCGCAGCCAUCCUACUACGCCACCACCAUCAUCUAAUCGUCGUAACAAUGCCAUUGUUGUCACCGGAUCUCAUAGCGACGAUCCCUUCACGACUCAAUUACAUGGCAAUUCACUCGAGGUCCAUCCAUCUCCCAGUGCCAACUUGGCAAGACUUCACCUGCGGAUUCCAGAAGCAGGCUCGCCAUCCACGAAUUAUCCCAUCAGUCUCAAGCAAUCAAAUGGCACAUCGAGCUUGCUGUCUCCACCUGCAGAAAAAGGGUACGCGAUGCAGAACUACGAUCUCUUAGCCGAAAAAGAGACGUACGCAACACAGUCUCCUCCACUCACACCCACACCCAUUCACAUCGGCAUCAAGCGUGACGUCGAAGACGGUAAUGUGCCCCCAAUUCACAUCCCGGUGAACGACCAGAGUCACAAAGGAAAGGCCCCUGUCGUGGCUGAUAUAAGUCCUACGAACUCCCCGUUUGGCGACAAGCGCAUACACGAGCUGAACGCCGGGACUGCCAGUUUAGUCGAGGCUACUGGAAGCUCUGGCCCCUCCAUAACAGUAUCGGAACCCGGAGACGCUCAGCCGCCAAAGCAGCAAUCGGCAUCAUUGGAUUCGAUCACACAUGCUCAUUGGAAGCAAGCUCUUCUCACUCAGACUUCUUCGAAGUCUCACGAUGACUCCCCACGGCCACUUCCACCCUCUGCUCUAGACCUACCCUAUGAUAUAUGCGUUACAAGGAAAGAUACAGACCACCAGGUCUCAACGGGGAUUGCAAAAGGUGUCGCAAAAGUGAAGGGCAAACUCGGCAUCGAAACCAGAGCGCCAGCUGCUAGCCUCGUAGAAACCUUUAGCGACCCGCGUGAAAUUGUGAGCUCACUCCAGAAACCUUCAUGCUGGGCUAAUGUAUUCCAGAUCUUCGUUGUCGAUAAUGGGUGGACGAUGUCCAGGCACUGGCCGAUCGUAACGUUCGUAGCGCAAACGCUCGCCAUGAACGCCGCUGGCCUAGACAAGGAUGGGUUCGACGUUAAGUUCACGGUUGAUGGCCACACCCAUAAUGAGCGGCGUCUGAAAGGAGAUUUUGGUCGGAGAAAGCUCAAGAAAGCGUUGAAGGCAGCGUGGCCAGAACAAAAACCGAACAAUAGUGCCACCACAGACAUGGCGAAGGUUUUCAGAAACAUCCUGAAAGAAUGGGACCGCGUCGGCCAGCCAGCCACAACACUUCUCGUGUUAACUGACGGGGUCUGGUCAAAGGAAAACUCCGAUACCUUCAACAAGAUCAUCCUCGAUAUCGCGCGACUGGACCAAGGAAAUGGCGGCAAUCGGCACUUCAGCAUCCAGUUCAUUCGAUUCGGCGAUGAAGUUCCCGAAAAGGGUCGCCUAGAGUGGUUAGACGACCACUUAUGCGCCGACAACAACAUGAGGGACAUCAUCGAUCACUGCUCGUGGCGAAACAACGUCGUUAAAAUGGUCACAGGUAGCAUCGAGGUUUAUGCCGACGAACAGAACUCUGUUGACCAACCCAUGUUGUACGACUACGAUGGUCUUGUUGGUCUAUUCAACGCCUUCAACAAAGGAGGCGACGCCCUGCUUUCACCAACCGGUACCCCAUCUCGGACGCCCUCACGAGCAUCGAAACGCUUGUCAAUCUCCAAUUCAUUCACAGAGGACUGGACUAAAAGAGGUUGA
Messenger RNA from Alternaria infectoria, 2547 nucleotides. RefSeq lists its product as uncharacterized. The coding region runs from base 1 to 2547 and encodes 848 amino acids. The record is from RefSeq and is a predicted model, not a curated record. The transcript is spliced from 2 exons. Lineage: Eukaryota; Fungi; Ascomycota; Dothideomycetes; Pleosporales; Pleosporaceae.